AUGAAGGAGACAAUCAAACAUCAACCUGUUGCCCCUUCGUCCUCCAUCGUGCAAGGUGAUAAAUGGCGUAUCACCGUGCUCCUUGACGGCUUGAUUCGAUUCGAAUGGUCAGAGACUGGUCAGUUCGAGGACCGAGCAUCAACUUUUGCUGUCAACAGGGAUCUACCCACUCCCAAGUUUGAAGUGGUCGAACGUGACAAUCAGAUUGAAAUCAUCACCGAUAGAGUUUACAUUGAGUAUGAUCGCAAGGCAUUCUCACCUUCAGGUCUGUCCGUGACGCUCCGGGCGAACGCCAGAUACUACAACAUUAUCUGGAGGUAUGGUCAAAAGUUGGAGAAUCUUGGAGGGACAACGAGGACCCUAGACUUUGUCGACGGCCGAACGGCUCUGUGGGACGGAGUAUUGUCCAAGGAUGGUAUGGCCGUUCUCGACGAUACCGAGUCCAUGUUGUUCACCUCCAAAGGCUGGAUUGCGACUCGAGAGCAAGGCACCAAAGACCUGUACCUGUUUGCGUAUGGCAAGGACUAUCAUCAAGCUCUCAAGGCAUUCUACGACGUCUCAGGGCAUUGUCCCAUCUUGCCUCGAUGGUGCCUUGGCAAUUGGUGGUCGCGAUACUAUCCAUACUCCCAAGACGAAUACAUUGGCUUGAUGGACCGAUUCAAGGACGAGAAGAUACCUCUGUCGGUGGCCGUCAUUGACAUGGACUGGCACGUCGUGGAGGUGGAUGAGAAGUACGGCACUGGAUGGACUGGGUGGACCUGGAACAGGAAACUGUUCCCUGAUCAUGUCAAGUUCCUCAAGCAGCUGCAUGAUCGGGCUCUCAAGACGACCUUGAACACCCAUCCCUCAGAUGGUAUCAGAGCGUACGAAGCGAUCUACCCAGACAUGUGCAAGGCUCUGGGCCGAGAUCCCACAGCUGGGCAUACCAUCUCAUUCGACCCUACUGACCCCAAAUUUCUCGACUGCUAUUUCAACAUUCUCCACCGUUCUCUGGAGAAGGAUGGAGUCGACUUCUUCUGGCCAGAUUGGCAACAGGGGGAGAUCAGCAAAUUGGCUGGGGCCGAUCCCUUGUUCAUGUUGACCCAUUUCCACUUUUUGGACCACGUCAAGGAGGGCAAUAGACCUAUGGGAUUUUCAAGAUACAUCGGUCCUGGAGGACAACGUUAUCCCAUUGGGUUCUCAGGAGAUACCGUCAUCACCUGGGAUUCUCUCAAAUACCAACCCGAGUUUACUGCCACAGCCCCGAACGUCGGUUUCGGCUGGUGGAGUCACGACGUCGGGGGACAUCAUCAAGGCUACAAGGACGAAGAACUCUACGCGCGUUGGGUACAAGUCGGACUGUGGUCACCUAUCCUCCGUCUUCACUGUUCCACUGGAAUCUUUUACGCCCGAGAACCGUGGCGAUACAACGCGGAGACCCGAGAUGCCGCCACGAGAGCCCUAAGAUUCCGACACAGGCUGGUACCUUACUUGUACACUAUGGCUACCCGCAGUGCCAUCGAGGGACAUUCACUUGUUGAGCCCAUGUACUACGACAAUCCUCAUACAGAGAUGGCGUACAAGUAUCGAAACACGUUCAAAUUCGGCACUCAGCUUCUUGUGGCACCCGUCACCACGCCCCGUAACAAGGAUACCACCUUUGCGGUGACGCCUGCUUGGGUUCCUCCUGGUCGACACGUCGAUCUCUUUACUUCAACUGUGUACGAUGGCGAUCGAACGAUCUCGUUCCAUCGACCGCUUGACAAGAUUCCCGUCCUGGCCAAGGAAGGUGCGAUUGUCCCUCUGGACGCGAGUGACAAUCUGGAGAACGGUUGUCCACUGCCUGCCAAGUUGGAGAUCCUCCUCGUCAUCGGUGCUGAUGGUCAAUUUGAACUGGUUGAAGACGAUGGAAGCGGAGAAAGUAUCGAUCGUAUCGAUUUUUCCAAGACAUUGAUCACCUAUUCUCACGAGAAAGGUCAACUCGUCAUCGGCCCUUCUAGCCAUGCGCUCGUUGCGGAAAGACAUUGGUCCGUCAGACUUUUAGCCUACACGCCAGACCCGUCCAAAGUCAAGGCUACUAGUGGUGGUCAGCCUCUGCCAGUCCAGGUGUCCAACCCGGUGCAAACGGCUGAUCCUCAUGGAUGGCUCAUCGAUCUCGGCGUUUUGAGCGCGAGUCAAAGCACGACGGUUGACCUCGGCGAGGCACAACCGCAGCUCGACAAACGUGGCGUCACCGACCAACUCUUCCGAGUCAUUGACGCUUCACAGAUGGACAACGUCAUGAAGCACAAUCUGUGGGAAGUCGUCCAAACUGCUGGCAAAGUCACUCUCAACGUCUUGAUCAGCAACGUCGACGCUAUCCCUUGUGAUGACGCCCUCAAGCAGGCAGUGUUCGAGAUUCUCCUCGCAGACUCGAGAAUGUGA
This is a messenger RNA of Kockovaella imperatae, 2403 nucleotides long. RefSeq names its product putative alpha-xylosidase. The transcript has 9 exons. Lineage: Eukaryota; Fungi; Basidiomycota; Tremellomycetes; Tremellales; Cuniculitremaceae. Gene Ontology annotation, biological process: carbohydrate metabolic process. Gene Ontology annotation, molecular function: hydrolase activity, hydrolyzing O-glycosyl compounds. Bases 1 to 2403 code for a protein of 800 amino acids. The record is from RefSeq and is a predicted model, not a curated record.